UCAAAUGAAUCCUUAAUCAGUUAAGGUUAGCGUGAAAUUCCAGUCCAGUGCGACAUGAGAAGUCAAGUUUACGUUCAAUUGCUCUUGAUUUUUUUGCAAUUUUUUACUCGAACGAAUUGUGCUUGCAAGCAAAACUGUCAGUAUCCAACGAGAAGACACGAUAUACAAUGGGAAAAACUUCGAGAUAAAACAUUUUAUCAAUCUAUGAAUGAUGGUGAUGGCGUAUCCUCCGACGUAGCUUGUGUGAAAGUACAUAACUUUACUAAAGUUGAAGAUGGUUUUAAAGCAACUUUGGAAAAGUAUUUAUUCAGGUCACCCGACAAGCCCGAUGUAGUACGCCUACACGCACAAAAAAUUAGACCAGGUUUUUACAUGCUUGAUAAAAAGACAGACUCAGCGAUGUCGCGUGAUAUUGUGAAUAAAGAUGGCGGAAUUAACGAGAAAGCUGUGCUAGAAGAUACUGUGGUGAUACAUUUUGAAGCUGAAUUCCAUGUGACUGAUUAUGAAAAUUACUUCAUUGUUGUUCGAUGCUCUAAAGAAGGUCGAUGGUACGUGCGACCCCACACUAGGAGCCCAGUCCCUACGACAGAAGAUGUUCUUCGCAUCUGGAGAGCUUUAUACAAAAGUGGAAUAUAUCAACCCCUUUUCGUGUCACAUUGUUCCGAAGUCUUAUAGUAUAAACUUUAAUUUAAAAUUGAAUAAAUAAAUUGAAACCGAAUUACAUGUACUGGACUGAAAUGACAACGCUAUUUUACA
Messenger RNA from Styela clava, 756 nucleotides. RefSeq lists its product as uncharacterized. Lineage: Eukaryota; Metazoa; Chordata; Ascidiacea; Stolidobranchia; Styelidae. The record is from RefSeq and is a predicted model, not a curated record.